AUUUCAGACAGUAAGAUCGUUCCUGCGUUGUUAAUAAGUUACUAUCAUCUGCCUGCUCAUUCAAAACAUUGCUUUGUUUAUUGUUCAUUGUAUCCCAAAGAUUAUAAACUUGAUAAAGAUGAAUUAAUCUUACUGUGGAUGGCUGAAGAUCUUUUACAACCACCAAGCAGGGGACAGACUCUAGAAGAAGUUGGUUGUGAGUGUUUUGAGGGCUUGGUUUCAAGACUAUUCUUCAAGCAGGUCGAGAACGAUGACGAGAAGUAUUUUCUGAUGCAUGACUUGGCAACUUUUCUUGCUGGAGAUCUUUAUUGUAAAUUUGGUGAAAAAGAAGCGAUGAGUAUUCUAACUCGUCAUUUGUCAUACAAUCAUUCAAUCCCUGAGAAAAUAUGCUCCUCUAGUAAAAUAGAAUCUUUGAGGACAGUAUUGUAUAUCAAUGAUUGGUCUUAUUACGAGAAAGCACCCGCAACGUAACCAUGUGACUUAUUGUCAAAGAAUAAAUACUUGAGAGUUUUAUCCUUUGGUAGACUUGAUAUAUUUCCUGAUUCAAUAGAUAAAUUGAUCCAACUGCGCUAUUUGGAUCUUUCUUGGAGUGAUAUUGAGGUAUUGCCCGAGUCAUUGUGCAAGUUGUGUAAUUUACAAACGUUAAAGCUAAAAAAUUGUUUUUCCCUAACUAUGCUGCCUAAUGGCAUGUGUAAGCUUGUGAAUUUGCGGCAUCUUGAUAUCAGGGGUACUCCCCUGAAAGAAAUGCCCAAAGGAAUCAGCAAAUUAAAACAGUUGCACAUUUUAAGCAAGUUUGUAGUGGGAAAGAAAGAAGACAAUGGAAUCCAAGAGCUAGGAGGGCUUUUAAAUCUUCAUGGAUCACUUGAGAUUGAGAGAUUGGAGAAUGUGGUUGAUGCCAAUGAAGCAAGGAGUGCAAGGAUAAUAGAUAAGAAGCACAUUGAAGAGUUAUUGUUGAAAUGGUCUCUGUCUUCAGGUGAUGAUAUGGUUUCAAACACUCAUACUGAUGAACAAGAUAUACUCCACGGCUUGCAACCACACACUGGCUUGAAAGAUUGACUGUUAAUAGAUACAAAGGUAAAAUAUUUUCAGACUGGAUCGGGCAUUCUUCCUACAACAAUAUCACAAAUGUAUCUCUGUAUUCUUGCAAGAAUUGCUGCAUGCUGCCUUCACUUGGACAGCUGCCAUCUUUGAAGUCCCUGAGCAUCAAAGGUUUUUAUCAACUGAAGAGCAUUGGCAAGGAGUUUUACAAGAAUGAAGGCCAUCAACAUUCUAAGCCUAUUGCACCGUUUCCCUCACUGGAGAGUUUGCAGUUUGAUAACAUGCCAUGUUGGGAGGAGUGGCACUUACCUGACUCAGAAGCCUUUCUUCAGCUUAAGAGCCUUCAAAUAAGAGAUUGUCGAAUGUUAAAGGGAGAUAUGGUUAAUCAGGUAUUAAUGAGAAUCGUUUCUUCCUCAUCGGAUGUUUCCAAAGUGCGCCAACUGAAAAUACAAGAUGGUCAUCAGGGAUGGGAUAAAGAGAUGAGACUAUAUGGGAAUAGUUUAUCAAUUAGUGGAUUUGAAUAUGUGGUGGAGUAUGCAUUUAAGGCAAGGAUCAUUCACCAUCUAACUUCCCUCCAAGAAAUAGAAAUCUCAUGGUGUUCAUCUGUUGUAUCCUUGGGGGGCAAUUGUUUACCCAAAUCUUUGCAAAAGCUCCAAAUCUCUAAUUGCCGCCAAAUUGAAUUACUCCAGCAACAACACAAGUAUGAUUUGGUAGAUCUACAAAUAUAUCAAAGUUGUGAUUCACUGACCUCAUUGUCGUUGGAUGCCUUUCCCAAUCUCAAGAAUCUGGAGAUAAAAGAGUGUUCAAAUCUGGAAUCAGUUUCAAUGUCACAGCCACCACACGCUGCUCUUCAACGUCUCACCAUCAGUCAAUGCUCCAAAUUUGUGUCAUUGCCAUCUGACAUGAAUAGUCUUCUUCCAAAUUUACACACUCUGGCCAUACGAGGUUGCCCAAACAUUUGUAGGUGGCCAGAGGGUGGUUUGCCGGCUAACCUGAAAGAGCUUAUUGCAGGAGAAUGCGAGGAACACGUAAGGGGUGUAUCAUGGUUGGGCAACUUGGACAACCUCACUCAUCUCACCAUUUCUGGUCUUUGGUGUGAGAGCAUAAAGUUAUACCCAGAGGUGGGUUCGAUGCCUCGCCUUCCCUCCCUCACCACUCUACAUAUCCAUGACUUUUAUGAUCUGGAGACAUUGGAGUGCAACCAGCUUCUCCGCCUCACCUCCCUCCAACAACUACACAUUUCAUACUGUCCAAAGCUGAAGAAUAUGGAAGGAGAAAAGCUGCCUCCCUCUCUCUUACUACUUCAAAUUGACUACUGUGAUUUGCUGGGCGAACACUGCAAGAACAAGCAUCAACAAAUUUGGUCCAAAAUUUCCCACAUCCCCACCAUUAAACUCAAUCGCAGACAUAUUUUCUGA
Messenger RNA from Arachis ipaensis, 2456 nucleotides. The record is from RefSeq and is a predicted model, not a curated record. NCBI's taxonomy places the organism in Eukaryota, Viridiplantae, Streptophyta, Magnoliopsida, Fabales, Fabaceae.